GGCAUGGGAAAGAAAGACAAGUCAAAGAAAAAGAAAAAGUCUAAAAAGAAGACAAAAUCUAGCAGCAGUGAAAGCUCAAGUAGUGGUGAAGAAAUGUGGGUUGAAAAAACAUCCGAAACACCAAUUUCAGAUUCUAAACAAGAAAAAUCUCAAACAGAAACAAUUGAUCCGUUUGAGCUUAUGUUUUCAUCAAGCGCCAAAAGCAGAAAAGAGCUUAACGAGCAAAAGCCGAAAGACGAAAAAGAAGAGGGGAAAAGAAAAAGCAAAUUGUGCGAUACUGAAUUGGAAGAAACGAUAACAUCUCGUGAGUUGAACCCGUACUGGAAGAACGGAGGGAAAGGGCUGCCUUCGGCUAAAAAUCCAGAUAAAGAUCGAAAUAGUUCUGAUAAACUACAUAAUGAAAGAGAUGAGCUUGACGAUAAUGAACGUGAUGAUAAUGAUACUCGAUUUUCGAGUGUGAAAAGUUGCCCUCGAGAGCUCAGCAAAAUUUCAAGAACCGAAGUUGCAAAACCGAAGUCAGAUUUGAACAAACUUUCAGCUGACUUGUUGAAAGCUGAACUGAUGGGCGAUUCUAAAAAGAUUGAAGAGCUUAAAGAGUUAAUUGAGGAUGCCAAAAGCGAUGAAGCCUCUAGAAAUCAAGUCAUGUUGACUAAAAUUGGACCGUCAGGUGCAGUUUUUCCGGUAUCUAGCAGUUCACAUUCUUCUGGCAUUGAACAGAAAAAGCGCAGAGGCAAAAUUGAGACUCAUGAUAGUGAUGGUAAACGUGUUCGUUAUGGAACUGACGAUGAUGGUCAAUCUAUUAAUGAUAUGCUGGUUAGAGAGAAGUCGCAGACAGCUGUAAAUCAGAAUAGAGCUUUGAUGAAGUUCAUGGGCGGAAGGGGGCGUGGCUUUGAGACUCUGGAUGAUAAGUUUGAGAGUGCGAAGGCAAUGAAGAAGUCGGGAGGGGUAGAGGAUCGGGCGAUGGAAGAAGAUGCAAAGAGUGAACAGCGUAAAGCCUUGCAGACGAUGGAUGAGUGCUACCUGUGCUUCAACAGUGCAGCGUGCAAACAACGUCUCGUGGUCCGAUCAAACGAGUACUGUUACUUAUCUCUACCAUUCGAUACACCUCUCGUCAAAAAUCACUGCCUAAUAUGCCCUGUUCUACACUACAACUGCAGCACACUCUUAGACGAAGAAGUUUUCGAGCGAAUUGAAGCAGAGAAACGAUUUUUAGUGGAAAAAUUUGCAAAGUUGAAGAAACGUGUGAUUUUUGUGGAGUGCUUUAGAAACUCGAAGAAGUUUUUCCACAUGUAUAUAGAAUGUAUUCCAGUCGGAAGGAGUUCGUACUCGGAAGCUCCGAUGUUCUUCAAGAAAGCGAUUAUGGAAUCGGAAGAGGAAUGGAGCAUGAACAAGAAGUUAGUGGACCUGAAAAAUAAUGACGUCAGAAGAACAAUCCCGAAAGGCUUAUCUUACUUUACGGUUCAGUUUGGACUUGAUCCGGGAGGUUUUGCACAUGUCAUAGAAGACUGCUCGCUCUUCCCGAGGUACUUUGCGAGACAAGUUGUCGGAGGAAUGUCGGAUCUUGAUGACUUUGUGAUUCAUAGACCGAAGGCUUUGGACAAAGAAACGCAAUUGAAGAAUGUUGAAAGGUUCAAAAAAGAUGUUUUGAGCUGAAUUGGAUUUUGUACUGACUGUGGUAUAGAGAUCUAGAGUCUUAUGUUCAAGACAGUUGAGUUCAAAAAGUGACCAGGCUUUCGAGUUUAUGGAAUUAUGAUUUGAUGCUCUGGCGGAAAAGUUAUUUGCGAACAGUCCCUGCGACAAAAAAAACUUUAUCUUCAAGUGAAUAGAAUAUUUCAAAAAAACUUAUUGAUAAAUGUCUUUUGUAGUCCUUUGAUUUAAAGUUCCCUCAGUGUUUUCAUCUGCGGACAAACAUUUGAAUCCGCUCAUCAGGAAAAUUAUUGAUGAAUAGGUUAUCAUCUGA
This is a messenger RNA of Symsagittifera roscoffensis, 1960 nucleotides long. Its product is annotated as CWF19-like protein 2. Gene Ontology annotation, cellular component: post-mRNA release spliceosomal complex. Bases 4 to 1653 code for a protein of 549 amino acids. The transcript has 2 exons. NCBI's taxonomy places the organism in Eukaryota, Metazoa, Xenacoelomorpha, Acoela, Convolutidae. Gene Ontology annotation, biological process: mRNA splicing, via spliceosome. The record is from RefSeq and is a predicted model, not a curated record.